Zophobas morio is the source of this 976-nucleotide messenger RNA. Its product is annotated as phenoloxidase-activating factor 2-like. The transcript is spliced from 2 exons. The coding region runs from base 101 to 976 and encodes 291 amino acids. The record is from RefSeq and is a predicted model, not a curated record. Gene Ontology annotation, biological process: proteolysis. NCBI's taxonomy places the organism in Eukaryota, Metazoa, Arthropoda, Insecta, Coleoptera, Tenebrionidae. Gene Ontology annotation, molecular function: serine-type endopeptidase activity.
UCAAUGUGCGGAUAAUGAUGAAGCUGCCAAUGGUCAGGGAGCAUUGGAUAUCCGAUUUGAAAACGAUCCCUGUCCCAAUCACUUUGACUUAUGCUGCGACAUGCCCCUGAAGACCUCCUUUUCUACACCAUCUCUCAAAAAAUGCGGCAUCCCCAGCUCUAAUUCCGACAAGAUCAACAUUCGCAUCACUUCCAACUCGGAGAAAACCUCCAUCGGCGAGCUUUCCUGGACGGUAUUACUACUUGAUUCUUCCUCCCUCUUCUCAUCCAAAGAACGAAACUCAUUUAUAUGCGGCGGAUCCCUAAUCCAUCCGCAGGUGGUUAUAACAGCAGGUCAUUGUGUCGCUACUAGUAAGAGCGAAUCGGUAAAAGUGCGAGCAGGAGAAUGGAAUAUCAAGAACAAGGACGAGCCCCUCCCACACCAGGAUGUAACCGUGAAAGAAAUCCUUUUGCAUCCCCAAUACAAACCUGGAACACUGUGGAACGACAUCGCCUUACUUAUCCUAAAUCAACCGUCCUCUCUAACAGAGAACGUCGGCUUCAUUUGUCUGCCCGCGGGAAAAUUUAAAGUUGACGAACGGAAUUGCCUGGCAAGUGGGUGGGGGAGGAGAGAAAUGGAAAGGCAGAGGUUAUCGGCGGUGUUGAGGAAGGUAACUGUGCCACUAGUGAGGAAGAGGACAUUUCAACGGGCUUUAAGACAGACGAAGCUGGGGAAGAAAUUCAGGCUGCAUAAGAGUUUCAUAUGCGCGGGAGGAGAACGGAAUAGGGAUACAUGUAAGGGGGAGGGAGGUUAUCCGCUGAUUUGUCCAGUUCUGGGUGAGGAGGACAGGUAUAUGCAAGUAGGAAUCGUGUCAUGGGGGAUGGGCUGUAGGGGGAAUAACAAACCGGGAGUUUAUACAAGUGUAGCAUUAUAUGUUUGGUGGAUCGAAGAAAAGAUGAAGAAGAAUAAUUUCAAUAUUAGUUAUUACAAAAUGUAA